AUGAAAUUGGAUGUUGUAAAACAAUUUUCAACUAGAUCAGAUAGAGUUAAAGGUAUUGAUUUUCACCCAACUGAACCUUGGAUUUUAACUACUUUGUAUAAUGGUAAAAUUGAAAUUUGGUCAUAUUUAACUAAUGCCGUGGUAAAAUCAAUUCAAGUUACUGAAUUACCAGUUAGAACAGGUAAAUUUAUUGCAAGAAAAAAUUGGAUAGUUGUUGGAUCAGAUGAUUUUCAAAUUAGAGUUUAUAACUAUAAUACUGGUGAAAAAGUUACUCAAUUUGAAGCACAUCCAGAUUAUAUUAGAAGUAUUGCUGUACAUCCAACAAAACCAUAUAUUUUAACAAGUUCAGAUGAUUUAACUAUAAAAUUAUGGAAUUGGGAUAAUAAUUGGAAAUUAGAACAAACUUUUGAAGGUCAUCAACAUUAUGUUAUGAGUGUAAAUUUUAACCCUAAAGAUCCAAAUACUUUUGCAUCUGCAUGUUUAGACAGAACAGUUAAAGUAUGGUCAUUAGGAUCAUCACAGCCAAAUUUUACUUUAGUAGCACAUGAUUCAAAGGGUGUGAAUUAUGUUGAUUAUUACCCACAAGCUGAUAAACCAUAUUUACUUACUUCAUCAGAUGAUAAAACUAUUAAAGUCUGGGAUUAUCAAACAAAAUCAUGUGUUGCUACAUUAGAAGGCCAUUUAUCAAAUGUUUCAUUUGCAAUUUUCCAUCCUGAAUUACCAUUAAUAAUCUCAGGCUCUGAAGAUGGUACAAUUAGAUUUUGGAAUAGUAAUACUUUUAAAUUGGAAAAAUCAAUAAAUUAUAGUUUAGAAAGAGCUUGGUGUAUUGGUGAUUUAUCAAAAUCAAACUUAAUUGCAUGUGGGUUUGAUUCUGGAUUUGUUAUUGUUAAAUUAGGUAACGAAGAACCAUUAUUUUCAAUGGAUUCAAAUAAUAAAUUAAUUUAUACAAAGAAUUCAGAAGUAUUCCAAUCUAUUAUAAAACCAUCAAAUUUAAAUGUUAAAGAUGGUGAAUCAUUAAAUUUACAACAAAAAGAAUUGGGUAGAAUUGAAAUUUUCCCACAAUCUUUAUCUCAUUCACCAAAUGGUAGAUAUGCUGCUGUUUGUGGUGAUGGAGAAUAUAUCAUAUACACUGCAUUAGCCUGGAGAUCGAAAAAUUAUGGUAAAGCUUUAGAAUUUGUUUGGAAUGAUUAUGAUACUUCAGCUGCUUCAUCAUUUGCAAUUAGAGAAAGUGUAACAUCAAUGAAAAUAUUUAAAAAUUUUCAAGAAUUGUAUGCUUUAGAUUUAAUUUAUCAAGCUGAUAAAAUUUUUACUGGUAAAUUAUUAGGUAUCAAAUCUGAAGGUUGUAUAUCAUUUUAUGAUUGGGAAAAAGGUGUAUUAGUUAGACGUGUUGAUAUCGAUGAUGAAAUACUAGAUGUAUAUUGGUCAGAUAAUGGGAAAUUAUUAGUUAUAGUUACUGCUAAUGAAUCGUAUUUCUUAAGUUAUGAUGAAGAAGAAUUGGAAAAGAAUGAAAUAGAUCCAGAAGAAGGCUGCGAAGUUGCAUUUGAUGUUUUAUAUACUAUAAAUGAUUCUAUAUUAUCAGGGAAAUUUAUUGGUGAUGUAUUGAUUUAUACAACUUCAUCUACAAAUAGAUUAAAUUAUUUUGUUGGUGGUGAAAUAAUAAAUUUAGGACAUUUUGAUCAUAAAUAUUAUAUUAUUGGAUAUAAUCAAGGUAAAUUAUUUUUGAUAGAUAAAUCAUUUGAUGUUAUAUCAUGGUUUGUAAAUUCUGAUGUUUUAAUAUUACAAACUUAUAUAAUGAGAGUGGAUCCAGAAAUUGAAAAUAAACCUGAAUUUCAAAUUGAUGAUUUAGAUGAAGAAUAUAGAGAAUCGAUUUCUCAAUUUUCCAAAACUGAGUUAAAUCAAUUAUCUAGAUUUUUUGAAAAAUUGGGUUAUUUAUCAAUAUCAUAUACAUUAUCACAAGAUUUUGAUUCUAAAUUUCAAAUUUCAUUAAGUCAAAAUAAUUUGAAACAAGCAUAUGAAUUAUUAAAACAAGAAAACAAUAUAGCAAAUACUCAUAAAUGGAAGAAAUUAGGAGAUUUAUCAAUGAAAAAAUGGAAUUUGAAAUUAGCACAAGAAUGUUUUUGGGUUUCAAAAGAUUAUUCAUCUUUACUAUUACUUUUAUCAUCUACAAAUAAUAAAACUGAACUAACUAAAUUGGCUGAGGAGUGUGAAGAAAAAGGUAAAUAUAAUAUAGCAUUUCAAGCUUGGUGGUUAACUGCAGAUACAAAGAAAUGUUUAGAAUUAUUAGUAAAACUGGAAAGAUAUACAGAAGCAGUUAUAUUUGGUAAAAAUUAUGGAAUUGAAAAUUUGAAUAAUGUAAUUGAACAAUGGAAAUCAUCAUUAAUAAAGAAAAAUAAGGGGAAAGUAGCUGAUUUAAUUGGAGAUCUAAAAAUAAAUGGUGAUUCAUUAAUUGAUUUAAAAGAUGAAACAGAGAAAGAAGUAGAUGAAGAAGGUGAAAAAGAAACGGAAUAUAAAGAAAUAGAAGAAUCAAAUGAAGAUUAG
Insectozyma verbasci is the source of this 2538-nucleotide messenger RNA. The record is from the annotation of a GenBank genome assembly. Lineage: Eukaryota; Fungi; Ascomycota; Pichiomycetes; Serinales; Debaryomycetaceae.